GCGACUGGUUCGACACACCAUCGAGUUGGUCGAGGGUGUUGUUCCUCCAAAGGGCUGCGUGUACCGUAUGGGACCCGGCGAGUUGGAGGAACUCCGCCGGCAGAUCGAUGAGAUGAUUGACAAAGGGUGGAUCAAACCAAGUGAGUCUGAAUUUGGUGCUCCUGUGUUGUUUGUGCCAAAGAAAGGAGGCAAACUCCGCAUGUGUAUUGACUAUCGCAGUCUAAACCGCAUCACAAGAAAGAAUGCUUACCCAUUGCCUCGUAUAGAUGACUUGCUUGAUGUUGCAGGCGGGUGCAAGGUCUUCUCCAAGAUCGAUCUCAAGUCUGGCUACCACCAGAUUGAAGUCGAUCUUGAGGACCAGCACAGGACUGCGUUCAAGACGCACGAUGGGCUUCUUACGAACGCACCAACCACGUUCCAAAGCCUCAUGGACAAGGUCCUCCGCGAACAGAUUGGCCGGUUCGUGGUAGUGUACUUGGACGAUAUCCUGAUUUUCAGCAAGUCCAUGGAGGAACACCUCAAGCAUCUUGAGGAGGUACUUGCCAUCCUCAAGAAGACGCAACUCCAUCUCAACUUGGAGAAAUCCGAGUUUGGGAGGGAUAGCGUCAUCUAUCUUGGCCACCGGUUGUCUGCUGCAGGCCUAGAGCCUGAGGCAACUAAGAUUGAGGUCAUACGCGAUUGGCCUCAGCCUGUGAACAUUCGUGAAUUGCGUUCUUUUCUUGGUCUCGCGUCGUACUAUCGGAAGUUUGUACCCCGUUUUUCUAUCAUUGCUCAUCCACUGUCGCGACUAACCAGCAAGAAUGUGUCUUAUUCCUGGGAUGCCGCUUGUACGGAAGCGUUUCGAACUCUCAAGGAAGCCUUGGUAAGUUAUCCGGUACUCCGCAUUGCAGACCCCAAACUGACCUUCGUAGUUACUACGGAUGCAAGUCAGUAUGGGAUCGGUGCGGUGCUGCAACAAGAUGACGGCGAUGGCCUGCGGCCACUCGAGUACUACAAUAAACGCAUGCCCAGCGUAAAGGUAGCCACUUCCACCUACAUGCGCGAGCUUUACGCUUCGCGCAUGGCGUUGGAUCACUGGAAACAUUACCUUUUGGGAUGCCACUUCAAAGUGUUCUCAGAUCAUGAGACCUUGAAGUGGAUCAAAAUGCAGACUACUCUGUCCCCUACCUUACUUCGCUGGUUUCAUGAGAUUGACAUCUUCGAUUUUGAAUUGAGACAUAAAAAGGGUUGUUACAAUCGAGUCGCUGACGCUUUGUCUCGCUACCCUGAGUACAUGACUUGCCUUGUGAAAUCCUACGACCUCCGGAAGAAAUUGAAGGAGGACCUCGGGGCAUUCACAGUAGGAGGCUGUUAUGUAUCUCCAGUCCCUAGGACUGCCAAAACUAAGGUAGUUUUCUGCUACCCUGCAACAUCAACAGACCUGUUCGUUCAGAUCAUCAGCCAUCAGGAUGGGAAAGCAGCAGGCUGCAGCGGCAAAAGCCAGUCCGCAUCUGGGUUUCCACCCUCAACGCUUGAGAGCCCUGUGAUCUCCGGCUUGGAACUGAGAGGUGAGGAGCAUCCUGGAACACCAAGCUCGGAUUUGGGAGAGCAGGAGCGAGCGCCAGAAAGUAUGGUAAUAGAUCGGUGCCGAGAGCGAAGAGAUCGAACGGCGGAAAUGAAGGCAGAUGCUGAUCGACAGCAGAGAGAUGUCAGAAUAGAUUUAACUGAUGAUCGAUUGACAGACAAAGACGUACAGCAACCCAAUCACAACCACUUGCGCAACCGACCCACCCAGGAACUGAAGGGUGGUGGUCACGAAUCGAUGGCAGAGGGCACGGCCAUGGUAGGCUCGGUGGUGCCCGAGAAUGAAGAUCACCAGACUGAAACGGCUGUGAGCGAUAUGGCAGCUCGUGAGCCGUUGAUCAUGGAAUCUGGAGGAGCUACAGGUGGCACGAGCAGGGCGAGGAGAGUUCGAUUACCAUUUAAUACAGUUUGCUUGGUUGAGAGAAGAUUUCAGGUACUGUGUACUCGCAGGAACGGUAUUCAGAAGGAUUCCCCUCACAGAGAAGAACCUGGCACCCCCGCCGCCAGCGAGCAUUUUUCCCAGGCAGAGGUUAUUGGUCGUGCCGCAUCAUCAGGGUUUUCAGAAGUGCCAUUGCAGCCGAGUCCAGUUGAUGAUACAACUUCCUUGGCGAAAGGACCGAGCUUUGGAGUUUGCGUCGAUGCGCAACAGCAUCCGGGAAGUACUGUCGCAGCUACCGUCAUCGGCAGUUGCAGUGAUUUGCAAGUUCUUGAGAUGACACGUGCGUUUACAGAACAACAGCAAGUGAGCGACACCAACAAUGAAUGGUCACCCUGUAGUCCACAGGGGUGCCCGUUUGCGCAAACUACUCCUCCUCCUGUUUUUCUUCGACACAUGGGGGAUUCCGAUUGGGUUCUCAUCCGCCAGCUGGCAGAUGGAGGGCGGGUGAACUGCAACAGUUCGCUGCCAGUUGGGCCUCCAGAUCGACACGGAAAACAGGCUUGGCUGUCAAGCUGUGCUUGUGGGAGAAGGUCCUGCCCACCUACAAUAGGAGAUGUGAGGAGAAGGAAGGUAGGGGUGCAUUAUGCACCUGACAUGAUGCAAAGGGUGACAGAUGCAUGGGCCCACAUGAAACUUCUUCCUGCACCCGUACGGAGGAGCCUUCACGUGGCCGAAGAUGCCGAUGGCCAUAUCCUGGGAAUUCCGGUUAUGGGUCUGAGUCUCUGUGCAAACAUCAGCUUCGAGGCUAAGUUCAGGCCUGAGGUACCACUCAUUUCAGCGUGUAAGGCCAUCUGGGCGGUAUAGUGGCUUCAGGGGAAAACAACACUGUCCGCGCUCUGAACACUUGUGGUUCUUUUUUUUUUUUUUUUUAUAGCAAAAUCCAGCCUCAGACUGGGAGGGGUGGUAUGGGCAUCUCCUUCUAGCAGGCCUGUCGCUGGGCAUUCUUUUUUUUUUUUUUUUCCCUUUCCCACCAUCACCUUUCUUUCUCAAUCAUUAGGAGUAGCCUUUUUUUUUUGUUUUAAUAAAAGCAGGCCCUUAUGGUCCUGGCUCCAUGUCCAUUUCUGGGGACUAGCCAUUUCUGUGGGCAUGUAAUCUGUCAACUGCCUAUGAAGGAAGGAGUUGAUCAAUAAAGAUUGCUAAGCAUU
This is a messenger RNA of Chara braunii, 3147 nucleotides long. NCBI's taxonomy places the organism in Eukaryota, Viridiplantae, Streptophyta, Charophyceae, Charales, Characeae. The record is from the annotation of a GenBank genome assembly.